This is a messenger RNA of Trichogramma pretiosum, 781 nucleotides long. It is a transcript of the gene Vti1b, whose product is annotated as vesicle transport through interaction with t-SNAREs homolog 1B. The coding region runs from base 417 to 755 and encodes 112 amino acids. Gene Ontology annotation, biological process: vesicle fusion with Golgi apparatus; intra-Golgi vesicle-mediated transport; retrograde transport, endosome to Golgi. Lineage: Eukaryota; Metazoa; Arthropoda; Insecta; Hymenoptera; Trichogrammatidae. The transcript is spliced from 2 exons. The record is from RefSeq and is a predicted model, not a curated record. Gene Ontology annotation, molecular function: SNAP receptor activity; SNARE binding. Gene Ontology annotation, cellular component: late endosome membrane; Golgi apparatus; SNARE complex.
AUAAUACAAUAAAAAUACGUCAUCUCAUAUUAAUUCUUUGUUGAAAAUCUGACGUCAUUCAUAAUAAGCCACUUGACAGUUGAUCCGAUCAGUUUAAGGCAAAGUUGUCUGCUAGCUUACACGUCUGUCCGAUACGUAGUACACAAGUGUUGUGUUUUUAACUUAAUAAAGGCACAACUUACGAGCAAACGUUGCAUUACUUUUUAGUGACUCAUAUUUUGAUUAUAGAACAAAUACUAUAUCAAUUAGUUUUCGAAUAAUAAUCAUCUCAGCCUUUAAAAUAUAAAUGAUGUUUAAAAAUAGAACUGUGAAAACUUCGAAUGAUUGCAGAUAACAAGUGCUAUCAAAAUAAUUUAAUUUAGGUACUGAGGUGGAUGUGAAAUUCGUUUCAAAUUGUUAAUUGAACAUUGUAAAAAAUGGAUAGUGACAUCGAAGCUGGUCAUCGACGCAUUUUGAUGGAAAGUCGAGCUGCCGUCGAGCGUGGAAAUCAAUCGGUGGCCAAAUCUCAAGCAAUAGCCAUAGAGACUGAGCAAAUAGGGACAGAAGUAAUUUCGGAGUUGGGAGAGCAAAGAGAAACUUUGAUGCGAGCAAAAAACCGACUGAUUAAUACUGACCAAGAGUUAGCUAAAUCGAGAAAAAUUAUAAAUACUAUGAAAAGAAGGGUUUUGACGAAUAAAUUUGUUCUUAUCUUAAUUAUUAUAUUCGAAGUAGUUAUCUUAGGUCUAACUGUUUAUAUUAAAUUUUUUAAAAAAUAAAUAAAACUUGUUUAUACUUUGUUCAA